UGGAAGGAGGAUGCACCAGACAUCGACAUCAUGCAUGAGGUAGCAGUGACCGAGACUGUCUUUUUCCCGGACAAUACGAGUUUGCUUUCUUGCGAGCCGCCGUACGAUGAUGGCCGUCUGCCGCUGGUGCUGCUGUACAGCGUUGUGCUGGCUGUUGGAAUUCCUGCCAACCUGCUAACCAUCUACCUAACCUGGCUGCAGAUACAGAGGAAAAACGUGCUGGGCGUGUACCUGUGGAGCCUGUCCAUGUGUGACCUCACCUAUCUGUGCACGCUGCCGAUGUGGGCUUUCUACGUCGGCGCAGGUCACGUGUGGCCCUGGAGCUCGACGGCCUGUAAGGUAACGGGCUACAUCUUCUUCAACAACAUGUACAUCAGCAUCUUCCUGCUCUGCUGUGUCUCCUGUGACCGCUACGUCGCCGUUGUCUACAGUGCUGAGUCCCGUGGCCUCCGCCGUCAACGCCUUGCUGUCAUCAUCAGCAUCACUGUAAUGCUGGUUGUCGCCUUCGGUCACAUUCCUGUGUUCACCAUGAGGGAAGGAGAUGCCGCAAAGGGUGAGCGCCGCUGCUUUGAGCCGAGUCAGAGCAGCGCCACGGUGACCGGUUUCAAUUACGCCCGCUUCUUGAUUGGCUUCCUGAUACCGUUGCUGGUGCUGGCGAUAACCAACCAUCGCAUCCUGGUCAACAUCCAGCGCAGCACAGGGCUGCAGAUGAAGCAGAAGGAGCGGGUUCGCUGGCUGGCAUGGGCAGUGGUGGUGCUUUUCCUAGUCUGUUUUGCUCCGUAUCACCUGAUCCUGCUGACCCGAGCCAUCAUGUACCACUUCCCCCGUCUGGAGGACGGGACCUGUCUGUUCGAGAAGACCUUGUACACGCCGUACACCAUCUCGCUGGGCCUGUCCACAAUCAACAGCGCCAUCAACCCCAUCCUCUACGUCCUGUCCAGCGACAACAUCCGCAAAGAGCUGCGCCGAGGCCUCGCCCGGGUCUGCAACCGAGCACACCUAAGAACACGAUCCGACAGCAGCCAGAACAAAAUCCAGCCCACCAGGAAUUCCUCGGAGCUGAAUCCCCUACCAGAGAUGGACAGGGUGCAGGGACCACUAGAGACUGGUCAUACUGGGCUAGACUCUGAGUCAAGGGUUCUCCCAGCCUGACCCAAAUUGGACUGAAGUUUAGUUUUUCCUGAAGAUGGCGCUGCAGGAGUGAAAGCUAAAAGGUAACAAGCAAGGCCGGCUGUGGAGCUCAGUGACUCUCAGAUCAACAAAAUAAAACACCAAAGUUUCAAAAUAAGGCUUAAAAAUCAAACUUUUCCUGUUAAAUCAGUUUGAUCUCAAUGGCAAAAACUUUGCAAAAACUCAAGUGACAAUUUCAGAUAAAAUGUGACUAAUUUUACAGGGACUGUCCAGCAAGUCAAAGAGCCAUGUCAAGAUCAGACAAGUCACAGUGCUAUCUCAAGAUUAGACGAGUCACAGUGCCAUGUCAAGAUCAGACGAGUCAGAGUGCCAUGCCAAGAUCAGACAAGUCAGAGUGCCAUGCCAAGAUCAGACGAGUCACAGUGCUAUCUCAAGAUUAGACGAGUCAGAGUGCCAUGCCAAGAUCAGACGAGUCAGAGUGCCAUGCCAAGAUCAGACGAGUCACAGUGCCAUGUCGAGAUCAGACGAGUGACAGUGCCAUGUCAAGAUCAGAAGAGUAAAAAGGCCAUGUCAAGAUUAGAGGAAUCACAGUGUCAUGUCAAGAUCAGACAAGUCAAAGGGCCAUGUCAAGCUCAGAUGAGUCAAAGUGUCAUGUCGAGAUCAGAUGAUCACAGUGCCAUGUCAAGAUCAGAUGUGUCAAAGGGCAAUGUCAAGAUCAGACGAGUCAUGGCAAGGUUAGACAAGUUCAAGCACCAAAUGAAAAACAACCUACAUUGCAUGUCAGACAAGUCAGUGUUGGUCAGACGAGUCAGCGCAAUUUAGAAGAGUCAGUCCAGGACAGACUAGUCAGUGAAGGUCUGACAAAUCAACAUGGGUUAAAGAGUCAGCACAGUCAGAUGCUGAUCAAAAGGCUUUACCCUUGUUAAUACCUUAAAAUAUUUAAAUGAAGUUUAUUUAAACUAUUUUUUUCAUUCUUUUGUGUGCUGCUGGAAAAAUAUAUCCACAACCCGUUGCUCCUCUACUCACUGUUAAAUGUUGGCUGUAACCAUAACUACAUACAACAUAGAACAUUGGUUCCCAACCUGGGGUCUGAGAUCUUUGGGGGACACAAGGCUUUGUCUGCUCUGAGGCUGCCAAAGUUAGAUUAGUAAAUAUUGACUAAAACCAUGAUAAAGCAGUUAUGAAGUAGUUCAGACAAAAGUCUUUUGAUAAGAACAGCAUGCAUUGUUCUUUUUUUAGGGUUUUAUCAGUGAAACAAUUAAAAUCUAUGUUGAUUUUUGGCAACAGUGUGUCACUUUUUCUUCUCUUUUGGGUCCUGGGGGGGCCUACCCUUUUCUUGGGUACAUGUAGGGGGGCUCUGAGGAAAAAUGGUUGGGAAACACUGGCAUAGAACAUACUACAUAGUAUGUACUAUGUACUACAUACUAUGUUGUAUGCACUAUAUAGUACAGCCGUGGCCAAAAGUUUUGAGAAUGACACAAAUAUUAAUUUUCACAAAGUCUACUGCCUCAUUUUUUAUGAUGGCAAUUUGCAUGUACUCCAGAAUGUUAUGAAGAGUGAUCAGAUGAAUUGCAAUUAAUUGCAAAGUCCCUCUUUGCCAUGAAAAUGAACUUAAUCCCCCCAAAAAACAUUUCCACUGCAUUUCAGUCCUGCCACAGAAGGACCAGCUGACAUCAUGUCAGUGAUUCUCUCGUAAACACAGGUGAGAGUGUUGACAAGGACAAGGCUGGAGAUCACUCAGUCAUGCUGAUUGAGUUAGAAUAACAGACUGGAAGCUUUAAAAGGAGGGUGGUGCUUGAAAUCAUUGUUCUUCCUCUGUUAACCAUGGUUACCUGCAAGGAAACAUGUGCAGUCAUCAUUGCUUUGUACAAAAAGGGCUUUACAGGCAAGGAUAUUGCUGCUAGUAAGAUUGCACCUAAAUCAACCAUUUAUCGGAUCAUCAAGAACUUCAAGGAGAGAGGUUCAAUUGUUGUGAAGAAGGCUUCAGGGCGCCCAAGAAAGUCCAGCAAACGCCAGGACCGUCUCCUAAAGUUGAUUCAGCUGCGGGAUCGGGGCACCAUCAGUGCAGAGCUUGCUCAGGAAUGGCAGCAGGCAGGUGUGAGUGCAUCUGCACGCACAGUGAGGCGAAGACUUUUGGAGGAUGGCCUGGUGUCAAGAAGGGCAGCAAAGAAGCCACUUCUCUCCAGGAAAAACAUCAGGGACAGACUGAUAUUCUGCAAAAGGUACAGGGAUUGGACUGCUGAGGACUGGGGUAAAGUCAUUUUCUCUGAUGAAUCCCCUUUCUGAUUGUUUGGGGCUUCCGGAAAAAAGCUUUUCCUGAGAAGAAAGGGUGAGCGCUACCAUCAGUCCUGUGUCAUGCCAACAGUAAAGCAUCCUGAGACCAUUCAUGUGUGGGGUUGCUUCUCAGCCAAGGGACUGGGCUCACUCACAAUUUUGCCUAAGAACACAGCCAUGAAUAAAGAAUGGUACCAAAACAUCCUCCGACAGCAACUUCUCCCAACCAUCCAAGAAAAGUUUGGUGACGAACAACGCCUUUUCCAGCAUGAUGGAGCACCUUGCCAUAAGGCAAAAGUGAUAACUAUGUGGCUUGGGGAACAAAACAUCGAAAUUUUGGGUCCAUGGCCAGGAAACUCCCCAGACCUUAAUCCCAUUGAGAACUUGUGGUCAAUCCUCAAAAGGCGGGUGGACAAACAAAAACCCACAAAUUCUGACAAACUCCAAGCAUUGAUUAUGCAAGAAAAGGCUGCCAUCAGUCAGGAUGUGGCCCAGAAGUUAAUUGACAGCAUGCCAGGGCGAAUUGCAGAGGUCUUGAAAAA
Messenger RNA from Cheilinus undulatus (humphead wrasse), 3947 nucleotides. It is a transcript of the gene gpr132b, whose product is annotated as G protein-coupled receptor 132b. The record is from RefSeq and is a predicted model, not a curated record. The coding region runs from base 31 to 1152 and encodes 373 amino acids. Gene Ontology annotation, molecular function: G protein-coupled receptor activity. The transcript has 2 exons. Gene Ontology annotation, cellular component: membrane. Lineage: Eukaryota; Metazoa; Chordata; Actinopteri; Labriformes; Labridae. Gene Ontology annotation, biological process: G protein-coupled receptor signaling pathway; negative regulation of G2/M transition of mitotic cell cycle; G1/S transition of mitotic cell cycle.